GGCACGCUUUGGUCAUCUGAUCUGGAGAUUGAGCCGGCUGAAGCCGAAGUCGCCGCGGGGGACGCCAGGGGCCAGCUGGUGUCGGAGCGGCUCGGCCUCGGCAACAACCUGGACCUCUCGGACACCACGGUCCAACAGAAACUGGAUGAGAUCAAGGAGCAGAUUCGGCGCGAGAUCCGAAAGGAACUUAAGAUCAAGGAAGGUGCGGAGAAUUUGCGCAAGGUCACCACGGACAAAAAGAGCCUGGCUUAUGUGGACAACAUGCUUAAAAAAUCCAACAAAAAGGUUGAGGAGCUUCACCAGGAGCUACAGGAGCUCAACGCUCACAUUGUGGUUAAAGACCCUGAAGAACUACAAGAAUGCCCUUUGACCCCAGAUACCCCCAACAGCGAGAGCCGAACGUGUGCGAGCAGCGGCCGCCUGGCCGCCUUGAAAAGACAGAACGACAUCGAGCUGAAGGUCAAACAGGGCGCGGAGAAUAUGAUUCAGAUGUACUCCAACGGGCCUUCCAAGGAUCGCAAAUUACUGGCGACGGCGCAGCAGUUGCUUCAGGACAGUAAGAUGAAGAUCGAGUUCAUCAGAAUGCAGAUCCUCAAGGCCAGCCAGUCCAACGAGCUGAGCUUCGAGAACAACGACGUGAUGGACAAGGCCGUCAUCAGCCCUUUGGACCUUCGGGUGGAGGAGUUGUGUCACCACGCCAGGAUUGAGUCCGCGGUGGCGGAGGGAGCCAAGAACGUUAUGAAACUCCUGGGCACGGGAAAAGUCACAGAGAAAAGGGCACAUUUAGAGGCCCAGGCUCGCUUCAACGAAUCCAGCCAAAAGCUGGACCUCCUGCGCCACUCGUUGGAGCGGCGCCUCGGCGAACUGCCCAAGAACCACCCGCGCAACGGCGGCAUCGUGGAAGAACUGUCACUUUUGUCCACGCCGGUCCUCAGCCCGCGAUCCGGCAUCAUCUCUGCACAAAACCAGUACAGCACGGUGACCAAGCCCGCUGCGCUCACAGGUACCUUAGACGUCAGGCUCAUGGGCUGUCAAGACCUUCUGGAAAAUGUUCCCGGCCGCUCCAAAGCCGCCUCCGUCCCCCUACCCGGCUGGAGUCCCGGCGAAACGCGCUCGUCUUUCAUUAGCAGAGCCAACCGCAACCGCGGCGUCAGCUCGCGGAACGUGACCAAAAGCGAAGAGCUCUCCAAUGAGAUUAGUGCCGUUUUAAAGUUAGACAACACGGUGGUGGGUCAGACCAGCUGGAGGCCGGUCAGCAACCAGGCCUGGGACCACAAGUUUACGUUGGAGCUGGACAGGUCGCGGGAGCUGGAGAUCUCGGUGUACUGGCGUGACUGGCGCUCCCUUUGCGCCGUCAAGUUCCUACGUCUGGAGGACUUCCUGGACAACCAGCGUCACGGCAUGUGUUUGUACUUGGAGCCGCAGGGGAUGCUUUUCGCCGAGGUCACCUUUUUUAAUCCCGUCAUCGAGAGACGACCCAAGUUGCAAAGACAAAAGAAGAUUUUCUCAAAGCAACAAGGUAAGACUUUCCUGCGAGCCCCUCAGAUGAACAUCAACAUCGCCACGUGGGGCCGUCUGGUGAGAAGAGCCGUCCCGACGGUCAGCUCCAACUCCUUCAGUCCGCAGGCGGCCGAGACCGGGUCCGGCGGCGUCCCCGGUUCGCCCGCGCCUAGCAGCGCCUCGUUCGUGACCAAGCUGGACUUUGACAGAGAGCCCGCCCCGGGACCCAAGUACUACCCGGCGCUCGACGCAGUCCGCGAACCGCAGGAGCGGCGGCGCGACACGUUGCCCGAUAAGGAAGAAGUACAGGACGCGCUGGCCUCGUUCGACUUCCUGAACAAAAGGAACAGCGUGGCGGCGAAGCCCGAUCGGGACCCGGCGGCGGAGACGGCGCUUCGGCAUCCGGACUCGGAGCUCGCGGCCUUCCCCGAAGACGCGGAGAUAAGGGAAGAAGAGCAGUUCCACUUUAGCCUCAAAGACUUCAAAUGCGUGGCGGUCCUUGGGCGCGGACACUUUGGAAAGGUGUUAUUAGCAGAGUAUAAAAGUACAGGUGAAAUGUUUGCCAUCAAAGCUUUGAAGAAAGGCGACAUCGUGGCUCGCGACGAAGUGGACAGUCUGAUGUGCGAGAAGCGGAUCUUCGAGACGGUGAACAGCGUGCGCCACCCGUUCCUGGUCAAUUUAUUUGCCUGCUUCCAGACGCGCGAGCACGUAUGUUUUGUCAUGGAGUACGCGGCGGGAGGCGACCUCAUGAUGCACAUCCACGCCGACGUCUUCUCUGAGCCGCGGGCCACAUUUUAUGCCGCUUGCGUCGUGUUGGGAUUACAAUAUUUACACGACCACAAAAUUGUGUACAGAGACUUGAAGCUGGAUAACUUGCUCCUGGACACGGAAGGAUAUGUGAAGAUUGCAGACUUUGGCCUUUGCAAAGAAGGGAUGGGCUUCAGGGACAGAACCAGCACUUUCUGCGGCACGCCGGAGUUUUUGGCCCCCGAGGUCUUGACGGAAACGUCGUACACCCGCGCCGUGGACUGGUGGGGGCUCGGAGUGCUCAUUUUUGAGAUGCUCGUCGGGGAGUCGCCCUUCCCCGGCGACGACGAGGAAGAGGUGUUCGACAGCAUCGUCAACGACGAAGUGCGCUACCCGAGAUUCCUCUCCACGGAAGCCAUCUCCGUCAUGAGGAGGCUUUUGAGAAGAAGCCCCGAGCGCCGUUUGGGCGCGGGAGAACAGGAUGCAGAGGAGGUCAAAAAACACUUGUUCUUCAGGAACGUGGACUGGAACGGUUUGCUGUCCAAGAAAGUCAAGCCCCCUUUCGUGCCCACCAUCCUGGGCGCCAACGACGUCAGCAACUUUGACGAGGAAUUCACCUCGGAGGCGCCCGUCCUGACUCCGCCGAGGGAGCCGCGGGCGCUCAGUUCGGACGAGCAGAACAUGUUUUCCGAUUUCGAUUACAUCGCCGACUGGUGUUAG
Molecule: messenger RNA, 2967 nt
Organism: Nerophis lumbriciformis (worm pipefish)
Lineage: Eukaryota; Metazoa; Chordata; Actinopteri; Syngnathiformes; Syngnathidae
Source: RefSeq, a predicted model, not a curated record